Molecule: messenger RNA, 882 nt
Organism: Gracilinanus agilis (Agile Gracile Mouse Opossum)
Lineage: Eukaryota; Metazoa; Chordata; Mammalia; Didelphimorphia; Didelphidae
Gene: EFCAB12
Product: EF-hand calcium binding domain 12
Exons: 4
Coding region: 1-702 (233 amino acids)
Source: RefSeq, a predicted model, not a curated record
AUGUCCAUUCUCUGUUACCUUUUACAGAAAAAAAUAAAUCCCUUGAUAUUUGUGGAAAGGUGUCGCCUGGUAAGAAGUGGCAACAAGGGCUAUGAUGACCACAACCUCCCGUCCACUCUGUCAGGCGAGAUGGGAGAGACGAUCGAUGCUUUCCGACAAGCUACCUUUCUGGUCUACCUGAAGUCAGUGAAGGCGUGUGAGGAGUACCAAAUCCCACUGACAGAAGACAUCCUCAUGAAAGCUCUGCUUUUCCCUGGAGACAAACUCAUCUAUGAGAAGGGCAACAUCCUCAAGCUCAGACAGCCAGGAGGCUAUUACGAUGAAAUUAAAGAAAUGACACCAACUCUAGACAAGUGGCAGACGGUAGAAGAAUCACCAGCUAUGAAGAAGUCCCAGAAGACAAUCAAGAAAAUGAGCUUUAAAGAGUUCGAGACACUGACCAGGAAACUGAAGGACAAGGGCCUCCGCAAGCCUUACGGUCAACAGGGCACCCACCCCAAUUUCUUCUGGCCAGGACACCUCCUGGAUAAACUGCUGAUCUACCUUCCCCACAAGAAGUGGGAGAAGCAACUAGUGCUUUUCAGCAAAGUGGAAAGAGAACCGCACGCCUAUCCAGCCAUCUACCAUUCUGAACGAUGUUGGCCCAUUUCCGAUACUGGCUAUGUAGUCUCUGGCCAGUGUUAUAAAAAGUCUUUCUGCUAACUUAGAUGGGGGCAGGUACCGGGAAACCCCAAACAGCUGCAGCGUCAGGCCCCCCUGUCCAUUAGACUAUAGAUCUAUAGUUGCUUGGACCCAUACAUAGCACUGCCCCUCCAUCCUACCUUCCCCUGGGCCCAUGCUGAGAUGACAGAGCCAAGAGAUAUUAUAAUGAUUGUAUGAGGA